AUGCAAGUCAAGACCGGCUACUACAUUGGAAUAGAUGUGGGAACAGGCAGCGCGCGAGCCUGUCUGAUUGACCAUACUGGCGAGAUCGUCAGCGUCGCCUCCGAAAAUAUCGGUCUUUGGCAGCCAGAGCUGGACUAUUAUGAGCAAUCAACCUCCGAUAUCUGGCGAUGCAUCUGUCUGGUAGUCCGCCGAGCCCUCGACGAACACCAAACACCUGCGUCGCAAGUCCACGGUAUCGGAUUCGACGCAACAUGCUCACUAUGCCUUUUCUCAACGGAAACCGACGACCCCGUCUCUAUCACUGCCCCCGACUUCAACACUGAACGCAAUGUCAUUCUCUGGCUAGACCACCGUGCGUCGAAGGAGACGGAUACCAUCAAUGCCACUGGUCACAAAGUUCUGCGCUACGUCGGUGGAAAGAUGUCCCUUGAGAUGGAGAUUCCCAAGAUACUCUGGUUGAAAAACCAUAUGCCCGAGGAGACCUUUGCGAAAUCGAAAUUCUAUGACCUUGUCGAUGCUCUCACGCAUAUCGCGACGGGCGGAGAGGCACGUGGCUUCUCUAGUAUGGUUUGCAAACAGGGAUAUCUACCUAAGGGCGUUGAAGGAAGUGAGAAAGGCUGGCAGGAGGACUUUCUGCAGGAGAUUGGGCUAGGGGAGCUUGCUGAUAAUGGGUUUGAUCGUAUUGGAGGUGUUAACGGUGAGACCGGUCAACACUUGAACGCAGGUGACCUUGCCGGCACGCUAUGCGAGAAAGCUGCUUGUGAACUGGGUCUUCUCCCGGGUAUUGCGAUCGGAAGCGGUGUUAUCGACGCAUACGCUGGAUGGAUUGGCACAGUUGGUGCUAAGGUUGAGAUGAAACAGCACCCAACACCAAACGUAAACCCGGACUCGGCGUUGAGUGGGAGGGUUGAAGCAUUCUCCCGUUUGGCUGUGGUCGCUGGAACAUCGUCGUGCCAUAUCGCUAUGUCGCCAGAGCCUGUCUUUGUCCCUGGGGUCUGGGGCCCGUACAGAGACACGAUCUUCUCGGAUUGUUGGAUGGCUGAAGGAGGCCAGUCUGCCACUGGUCAGUUGCUCAAGCAUGUUCUUGAUACGCACCCAGCAUCUAAGCAGGCACUGGCCAGUGCUAAGAGUGCCGGAGUAAACAUAUUCGAGUUUCUCAAUACCCGUCUCUACCAGCUAGCAGUCGAGAAAGGCGUGCAUUGUGUGGCUGAUCUAGCACGGCACUUCUUCUUCUACGGAGACCUGUUCGGAAACCGGUCACCACUAGCAGACUCGAAAAUGAGAGGAUCUUUGGUCGGUCUAUCAAGUGAUAUCUCUAUCGAUAGCCUCGCCAUCCAUUAUUACGGCACCCUGGAGUUCAUCGCAUUGCAAACAAAACAGAUCGUCGACACGAUGAAUGACUCGGGCCACCAUAUUGGUCACAUUUUCAUGUCGGGAUCACAAUGCCAGAAUGAUAUUUUGGUCAGUCUAAUUGCGUCAGCUUGUAACAUGCCUGUCGUGGUUCCAAGAUACAUCCAUGCGGCUGUUUGUCAUGGUGCUGCAAUGCUGGGUGUCAAAGCAGCCACUAUGGAUGCCGAUGGCAAGACAGUCGAUUUGUGGGACGUGAUUGAUGAAAUGAGCCAGUCCGGUAAGGCGUUCUACCCUACUGAGGACAAACAUGAAAAGGCUCUACUUAGGGCUAAAUAUCAGGUCUUCUUGGAUCAGUGUGUGAGGCAACGAGAGUAUCGAGCCAUUGUGGACAAUGUGACCUGCGAUUCCUAG
Molecule: messenger RNA, 1761 nt
Organism: Penicillium canescens
Lineage: Eukaryota; Fungi; Ascomycota; Eurotiomycetes; Eurotiales; Aspergillaceae
Product: FGGY-family carbohydrate kinase
Exons: 3
Coding region: 1-1761 (586 amino acids)
Biological process (GO): carbohydrate metabolic process
Molecular function (GO): phosphotransferase activity, alcohol group as acceptor; kinase activity
Source: RefSeq, a predicted model, not a curated record